Messenger RNA from Penicillium alfredii, 1068 nucleotides. RefSeq lists its product as uncharacterized. The transcript is spliced from 2 exons. Bases 1 to 1068 code for a protein of 355 amino acids. Lineage: Eukaryota; Fungi; Ascomycota; Eurotiomycetes; Eurotiales; Aspergillaceae. The record is from RefSeq and is a predicted model, not a curated record.
AUGCACUAUACUCAGCCCUGCCCUGUGCAAUUCGCACAUCCUCAUCCCCGCCCUCGCCCUCGGUUCUGCAUCUUUCGGCCAGGUGGCUUGCUGGCACCUUUGAUCCCGGUCGACGAGCUUCCAUCCUGGUUACAGAUUUGCAACUGGAGUCCUGAUAUGUACAUGGGCUUACAGCCAGUAUCACUGAGCUUCAUUCAGCGUGAGGGUGAGUACGACGUCAUUUGUCACCAUUGCUCCAGCAGCGUGGAUUCGCUCCACCAAAGUUUGUCUGAGCGAAUCGACGAUGGGACGCCUUCUCCUCGGUCUCCUGCUAGUCAUACCCAAAGCUGUCCCGACGCUGUCUUUGCACCAGCCCCUUGUGGCCCAUCACUCAUGGUCUUGAAGCCUCCAAUGAAUGUUCAAGUUCUUGGACAGCCGCCCUUCCAUGCAGCGCUCCAAAACCCUCUUGCUGGAAUGUGUAUGCUCGGCGUACCUCCGCCUGAAGAUGAUGAGAUCGUCUCGGAACCAGCUGUUUUCCAGCCUCCGAAGAGUAUCGCUCGAUCAAAGUCGUCCGCAGGGUCCCAGCGAUCGGACUUGAAGUCUCAAGCCGCCCCUCUCGAUCCUUCGGACGCACCUAGAUCUUUUCAUCCCGGAUCGGAACGUUCUCUAUCUUUGCUGAAUGGAAGUCUUGCCUCUACCCGGUCUCUGACUGCGGCUGUCGAGCGGCUCAAAGAGGUCAUCGAGGCUCGGAAACUUUCCCGGGCUGUCAGUACUGCCAUAAGCAGCAAGAGUGGAACUAGGAUCGCCAAGUCUGUUUCCCAUUUCUCAGGUUCCAAAUCCAGCAGGGUCUUUGUGGCAUCCCGGAGCCGCCGACGUACCCGGGCUCGUCGUCGCCGCGCGGCAGAAAAGCCCAAGCCUGUGGUUGAAUCCAUCGUGGCAGAAGAAAAGCCCGAGCAGCCAAACUCGGCCACCAAGCGCCGAGACCGACGGGAACGUAUGGCUCGUGGACGGAAAGACGUGAAAUCUGGGAAUGGGCAUUGGCAUAUGAUGAUGAUCCCAAACUGGCGCGCAAACAUCACUUCGCGUUGA